Paramecium primaurelia is the source of this 1803-nucleotide messenger RNA. The record is from the annotation of a GenBank genome assembly. NCBI's taxonomy places the organism in Eukaryota, Ciliophora, Oligohymenophorea, Peniculida, Parameciidae.
AUGAUUAGUUAAUAAGAGAAAUAAAGAUUAUUGUAAGAAAAAAGAGAUAGGAUUGCUGCGUAAUUUUUAUUUAAAUGAUUUAAGUUAUAAACAGAAACUUGAAUAAUCUCAAUAGAUUUCUUCUAAUACCUAACCAUAAUAAGUGAUUUAAGUAUAAGAAAAUGUUCAAACCAAUUAAUCUCCUCAAAAAGAGUAGCCUCUUUAAAAUUAGACUAUAAUAACACAUCCAUAAUAGUCAGACUUAAUAAGUUUAUAUUUACAGACAAAGCGAAAAAAAUUAGGGUUUUAGACAAUAGAAAUGUAUUCAAAUAACCCUGCUCCUCCUUAAGCAGAAGUUAUAACAAUAGAAUUUGGUGUAUAAUGUGAAUUUGAGAUGCCAUAAUCAAAGUAAGAAAAUGAAGAUCAAAUAAUUCCAUCAAUGGAGAAUGUCAGAAGAGAUUCCAGAAAAAAAAGAGAAGUUUUUUAAAGUGCUGAAAAACCAGUAGAAAAAGUAGAAAAGAAUAUAUCUAUGGAAGAAAUCAAUUCCAUCAUACAAUCUUAAUCAUUUUAGAGGUUUUUUUCAAGAAGUUCAAAAACUAUAGAAAAAGCUAUUCAUGGAGCAGAAGUUGAUGUUCUUGAGGAUUUAAUGAACACAUAAUAAGUGGCUUAAGAAAUAGGUAAGGACAAUUUAACAAAAUUACUCUCAUUUAGUGACAAAUUAUAUACAGAAAAUAGAGUUGUAACAUCAAUAUAAUGGUCACCCAAUUUACCUAAUACAUUUUUAGCCUCUUAUUCUUAAAAUGAAGAAGGAUCUAUAACAGAUUAAGUGGGGGUUGUACUUUUAUGGUCAUUAUAAUUAAAAUCUAGACCUGAAUUUUAUUGUUUUGCAAGUAGUCCCAUAACAUCAGCCUGUUUUCAUCCAUUUAGUCCUAAUAUUGUUUUAGGAGGAUUGUAUAAUGGUUAAGUAGUUGUGUGGGAUUUAAGAGCAAAACAUACUCCUGAGAAGAGAUCAACUUUAAAUAGUGGUGGACAUAGUUAUCCUAUUUAUGGAUUAAAUAUUGUUGGAUCACAGAAUGCAAAUAAUGUAAUAUCUUCAUCAAAUGAUGGAAGAAUAUGUAUAUGGAAUUUAGCUUAAUUUAAUUAACCAUAAAAAAUUAUUGAUUUGAAAACUAAAAAUAAAUAGUAAUCAACUAAUCCUUAGGUUGAAGUAAAUUCAACUUGUAUGAUGUUUCCUUAAGGAGAUGCAAAUAAUUUCUAUGUUGGUGCUGAAGAUGGAUGCAUUUAUAAAUCUAAAUUACAUCAAAAUACAAAUGAAAAUAUUGUAAUUCCUUUUGAAGAACAUCUAGCUCCUGUUAGUGGAAUUUCUUUAAAUUCAUCACCAUAAGCUUCACCAAUAAUGUCAAAUUUACUUUUGAGCAGUUCAUUUGAUUGGACAUGUAAAUUAUGGAAUACUAGAACAUAAUCUGAUUCUAAAUGUCUUGCAACUUUUGAAUGUUCAGAAGAUUAUGUUUAUGAUAUAUAAUGGAAUGGAUAACAUCCUUCAUUAUUUUCAACUGUAGAUGGAGAAGGUUAUGUUGAUUUAUGGGAUUUGUCAUAUGAUUUAGAAGCUCCUAUUACAAGAUAUAAAUCUGGAAAUAAUUCUAUAAAUAAAUCCUAAUGGUCAAAAGAUGGGACCAAAUUAGCCAUUGGUGAUUCUUUUGGAGAAAUAUAAAUUUUAUAAUUAUCUUAAAAAGUUUAAUAUUGUUUAAUAUUUAUUUUUAGGCUUAAAAAAUUGAUCAUGAAAGAUUGGCUAAACUAGAGUAAUGGAUUAAAAGUGAUAAAUGA